Molecule: messenger RNA, 3908 nt
Organism: Venturia canescens
Lineage: Eukaryota; Metazoa; Arthropoda; Insecta; Hymenoptera; Ichneumonidae
Gene: Ube4A
Product: Ubiquitination factor E4A
Exons: 13
Coding region: 138-3275 (1045 amino acids)
Biological process (GO): protein polyubiquitination
Cellular component (GO): cytoplasm; nucleus; ubiquitin ligase complex
Molecular function (GO): ubiquitin-ubiquitin ligase activity
Source: RefSeq, a predicted model, not a curated record
GAACGUUUCAACUUUCGACAUAUAAUCGUAGUAUCGUGGAGAAGGAAUUGAACAUUUAUAAAAUACUUGUCAACGUUUCAUGUAUGGAAACUUAACAAUUUUUUAAAGUUUGCGUCAUGUUGACACGUCCCAAAUAAAUGAGCGAAAGAGAGACGAAGAAGGUGAAAAUGUGCGACAAGGUGAAGGACAAUCCAUUUGCCGCUCUCUUUUCCUCCAGUCAAAAACCAGUAUCGUUUUCUUCACAACAAACGGUUACAGACGAACAAGAGAAAUCUCCAGAAAUACAGCAAGCGCCAACGGAGCAGAUAAAACCAAAAGAUACUGCAAAAAAAUAUUCUGCAGAUGAUUUGCUUGCAGAGGCUUUUGGUCUAACAACCAAUCCUAUUAACGAGGAUCCCUUGAAAAAAUAUCUAGUUUACGUCGAUGCACAAUCUGCAGAAGAUGCCAUUUUCGAACGUCUUAUGUUCACCGACCUCAAAUCACGUCUGGUCCCACCUUGUGACGGCAAAAAAUGGACCUGUGAUAGUCACACAGUGGAAACGGAAAUAAUACCAUACUUGUUCGAGAGUUUUUGUAGAUUAAGAAAGAAAAAGCAAUGUUUAGAAAUCAAAGAAACAAGAGAAAGUUUGGAGAAAAUAGCGUUAAGGAAUGUCAGCACCGCGCUCCAAGUACCUAAUUUUUUCCCUGGCCAAGAGGUACACUCCCAAUUUGCCUGUCUUUUCAAAGAUUUUGGAGCCAUAUCAAAUGACAUGCCAGACUUCAUGACUGGUAUAUUAGCUGAGCUUGAUGCCCCCAAUCUCAAGCCGGAUGACGAUACACUGAUCUCAGCGUUUUCGCCAAUUUUGGAUUACAUUAAAAAAGAAGCGGAAACUCGUAACUUGCUUACGUUUAGUCAAUGUUGGUUCGAUCUGCUGCUUACAUUCGCAUCAUUCGAACCCCUUGCUAAACUAAUCAUCAGCCACAGCUCACCUGAAGGAACUAAUGGGCGUGUAUAUUCACAGACUCUUCUAGGAGUUUUAUUCUCCUACAGCUGUUUGCCCGACGAUCCACAAGCACAAUUUAUUUUCUUUGAUAAGCCACUCGAACAGGUUAAAUCUGCUUUUGAGGGAAAUAUUUGGACCGCUCUCGAUUCCCUCUGCAGUUCUCUCCACCUGCUUUUACACACAUUGCUCAAACUUUCUCCAGAAGUGCGUCACAUGACGCUGACCUGGCUCGGCAAAUGUUUAAAUGCAAAUGCGAUUCGGGGCAAAAUUUGGAACACGCAGCAUGAUUUGCUGAGCGGUCUUUCUUCGGUUUCAGAUGGUUUUAUGCUCAAUCUUGGUACCGUUAUGCUUCGACUUUGUCAGCCCUUUUGUGCCAAAUUUAACGAUGUUAAAGCUCUCAAAAUUGAUCCAACCUAUUGCUCUUUGGAGGCAAAGGAUGAAGCCGAGAGUCGCAAUCGUGGACUACACAUGCAGGGUAUGAGUUCGGAAACUUGCCUUGUACCAACGAACGAGGGCGAGACAAGAUUAGCUUCCGAAAGCUUCGGCUUCGUCACAGAGUGUUUUUUCAUCACUCAUCGUACGCUCGAUCUUGGCUACCGCGUUGUAUUAGGAAAAUUGAUGCGUGCUAAUCAAGAUCUCGCAAGGGUACAGCGAUUGCUCGCUGACAUACAAGAGAACGAUCCACCCAUGCAACAAUAUGCUUUCAAACAAAUGGAAAAAGAAACCAUCAAAUACAUGUCACUGAGGGCAAGUCUCCUAGCGCCAGAGAUGCUGAAUCUUUUGUCGAUUUUCCACGCAACGACAGCAUUUUGGCUCAUCCAAGUGAAUCUCGACAUUGAUGCUGACAGCUCGAAAAGUUCAACGAACCGAGUCAACUAUGCUCCAAGAGAACUGAAAGACGUAACAUUCCCACUGCCCGAAACAGUACCAAACACCGUGAAGUGCGUGCCCGAAUUUGUCGUUGAAAACACUGUUGGUUUCGUUUGUUUCAUCAAACGCUUGUCACCAAAUACCUUCGAAGAGCAAGGACCGAACUUUCUCAAUCCUAUUCUCACAGAGAUCCUGGCCCUUAUGGGAUCGCCAAAAAGAUUAUACAAUCCUCAUUUAAGAGCUCGUCUUGCCGAAGGACUCGAGGCACUUUUGCCCACGAAUGAAGAUGCCAACCAACCUCGAGCCUCGCUCGGCUCUUUGUACAGAGAAAUGUUAUUCCUCGAACAUCCACAUAGACAACAAAUAGUACCAAAUUUACUUCACGUAUUUGUGAGUAUCGAAAUGACUGGUCAGAGUGUCGAAUUCGAACAGAAAUUUAACUAUCGUCGACCAAUGUACAUCGUGAUGGAUUAUAUCUGGAAACUUGACGAACACCGCAAUAUUUUCAAAAAUUUGGCAGAGGAAGCUGAGAGAAAUAUGGAAGCGGUGCAGCCGCCUUUAUUCCUACGAUUUAUAAAUCUCUCAAUGAACGAUGCGGUUUUCCUGCUGGACGAAGCUCUCACAAAUAUGGCACAGCUCAAGCAGCUGCUUCAAGCACGGGAAAACGGGGAAUGGGAAAAUUUGCCAAGGCAAGAACGGGACCAGCAAACGAGCAAUCUUCAGCGAAUUGGAAUGAUCGCUCGUUUUGACAAUAUACUCGGACGCGAAACGAUAAACACGUUUAAAAUGCUUACUACCGAAAUCAAAUCGAUAUUCUGCCACCCGACAAUGGUCGAUCGUAUCGCUUCGAUGCUCAAUUAUCUCUUGCUACAGCUCGUCGGUCCCAAUAGUCGGAAUCUCAAGGUCAAGGACCAAAAGGAGUAUGAAUUCAACCCAGCGACUUUGGUACUGAAUAUAUGCGAGAUUUAUAUAAACCUGAGUGAGAAUGAGAAUUUCACUCUUGCCGUGUCACAAGACGGACGUUCUUAUACUUCUGAAUUGUUUGACCUUGCCGAAAAUGUUUUAGUUCGAAUUGGGGGUGUUGGUAUCCUCGGAGAUCUCAGCAGCUUCGCUAAACGGGUCAAGAAAGCUGCGAGCAUAAAGAAAGCAGAGGACGAAUUAUUGAACAACGCCCCUGACGAUUAUCUCGAUCCGAUAAUGUCGACAUUAAUGAUCGAUCCUGUAAUUUUGCCGUCCUCUAAAAUAACCGUGGAUCGCCAAACGAUAGCACGUCAUCUACUGAGCGAUCAAACCGAUCCUUUCAAUCGUUCGCCAUUGACGAUGGACAUGGUAAAAUCGAAUACAGAACUACGCGCCGAAAUUGAGGAUUGGAUAAAGCAAAGAAAAGCAGAAUGCUCCUCGACCAGCAACGCUCAUCAGUGACAUAUUUAGAAACAAGAAAGCACUACUAAAAACAGACAAAACUAUAAAGCGAAGAGAAGAAAAUAUAUAAUAUAUUCUAUUCAUUCCCAGGACAGUCGCAAUGAACGAAAAGUCAAAUAUAUAAACAGAUAUAAAAUUCAAAUCGGUGAAUCGAUUCAAAUCAAUUUUAAUCGAUGACUGUAAAAUCAUGUGGAGAAUAUUCGUAUCAUUUGUUCUCACCCACAGUUGAGAUUUUUAGUCUCAACUAUUUUUGCCUAAAAUCCUCAGACGCUUUCGAGACAUUAGAAGUUAUUUGGAAAACCGAUUAUUUUUGUUCAUAAACUCAAGUCACGAAGGGUUGCGAACAAAGGUAAAAAAAAUCCUGUUCUCCGACGAAUUACUGUAAAAUAAAUUAUUAGCGUGGUAGAAGAUGGAAUCUUUUUCUACUGGAUUAUUGUUUUCUUUUAUGGUCAAAGAAUCUUAUACUAUAAAAAAAUGAUUUUUUCUGCAGGCCAUAAAAGAGCGCGUGAUCUGUGAUCGUGGAGUGUUUUAAGUUUUUCUCAUUUUAUUAUUGAUGAUUACUUCGAUGACGUAACAUCGAUUGUGUUUAUCAAAUGUGGUAAAAAUAUACGUAAUAUAUUAAUUACCCUCAAA